AUGAAACAUUUAACCUCCAUCGUUUUCGUUUUUUCUUUGCUCACCACACUUUAUUCUGAGAAAAUAGACUACUACUGGAGAGAUUAUGAAGGUGAAAUCCCCGAUGACGCUUUGCCAGCAGGAAGUGAUCGAAAUCACAAAGCAACGUAUGUAGGACAAGUCUAUAUUGCAGAACAUGGUUUACUCCCUACCAGAAUAUACGAAGGAAAACAGUCAGUGACAGCUUCUAAAAAUGGCAUUCACACUUCAGACGUCUUCGUAAAAAUUCUGUGCAGUAACCAGUCAGGCAAAUUGUCCUGGAUUCCUACUACAGCAGCCAAACUUCAUAACGACACUGCUGGAAAACAUGUGGUUAUAGGCGGAACUGAAGACGAAAAAGUUUUGAACAUAGGAAGAGUGUCUUUCCAAGGAGAAGUUAUAGUUGGAAAAGUAUGUAGUUACAACACAGGAAGUGCUAAUUUGUAUUUUCCAUAUGACGGCCAGGAAAUUGGAGUUGCCUCUUAUGAAAUUCUGAUAUAUGAAAAAACUUACUGA
Molecule: messenger RNA, 534 nt
Organism: Zophobas morio
Lineage: Eukaryota; Metazoa; Arthropoda; Insecta; Coleoptera; Tenebrionidae
Exons: 2
Coding region: 1-534 (177 amino acids)
Source: RefSeq, a predicted model, not a curated record